AGGAAGCCAGUCUGAAUUAGGAAAUCAACUUACACACAACCACCUAUACCUAUACCUAUAAAUUAAGACCAAUUCUUCUCAAAUUCAUUCCCCUUGAUAUGGCCAACUUUCGCUACUUAAUUCGACACUUCACUCGUGCUACCUUAAACAACGACUUCACCAACAACGUUUUCAAAAUCCAUGUGAUGUUUUCUCAUACUCCCGAUCUGAGCCGCUGGCCGUAUAUAAGAAGGGAUGCCUUCCGCCGCUUGUCUGCUCGACGCUAUAUUGUCCCUCGUCAAGAUUUACUAUCGGAUCACCUUGGUCCUACAAUCGUUUCUCUCAUACUCGCUUCCACAGGCCUCUCUCCUCAAGAUACUGAAUCAAUCGCAUCUCCCUUUAUGUGCCUCGCAAGAGAGAUAGAUAGCGACCCCGUCAAUAAGGACGCUAGAGUUUUAAUUAUCGCCGUAUUGGUUGUAAUUGCGGACGAUGAACAAAGAAUUCUUGAAGAGUCGUUCACGCAACCUGUUCCGACAAGUAUUCCCACCAGUAAAGAAGCUAUUCAGAAGCUGGAAAAAGUGAGGGCUGAAGAUUGUGCAGAGUUGAUGAGGGAGCUGUGCGCCGUUUGUUUGGAAGAUUUUCAGUUUGACUUUGAGAAUGUGCAGUUGCCGUGUGGACAUGUUUAUCAUAAGGACUGCAUCGUCAGGUGGCUGGAGGUUAGUAAUAUGUGUCCUCUGUGCCGGCACCGGUUGCCGUGUUCUGAGAAUUAGGGCAAACUUCAAGUUUGGUUUCAAAUUGUUUCCUUCUGAGUUGUUGUUUUUGUAAAUCAUAUUAGGAAAUUAAUUAUAUUUAUCUUCUACACAUAAAA
Molecule: messenger RNA, 847 nt
Organism: Mangifera indica (mango)
Lineage: Eukaryota; Viridiplantae; Streptophyta; Magnoliopsida; Sapindales; Anacardiaceae
Product: probable E3 ubiquitin-protein ligase XERICO
Exons: 1
Coding region: 99-749 (216 amino acids)
Biological process (GO): protein ubiquitination
Cellular component (GO): cytoplasm
Molecular function (GO): ubiquitin protein ligase activity
Source: RefSeq, a predicted model, not a curated record